Molecule: messenger RNA, 5403 nt
Organism: Anguilla rostrata (American eel)
Lineage: Eukaryota; Metazoa; Chordata; Actinopteri; Anguilliformes; Anguillidae
Product: LHFPL tetraspan subfamily member 2a protein-like
Exons: 4
Coding region: 852-1520 (222 amino acids)
Cellular component (GO): membrane
Source: RefSeq, a predicted model, not a curated record
GAGAGAGAGAGAGAGAGAGAGAGAGAGGCCAUAGUCUACCUCUUUUCUUCUCUCGUUCUUUUGACAGACAAACGGAAUGGGGGAAGGGAUGGAAGAGAGAGAGAGCCGUGACUGAGGAAACCGACGUCAGAUGGACGGUGGGCAGGCGCUGAAGACUGAAUUUGUGUGAGAGAGCAAGAGAAAGCCCUUUUCCCUAUUCAGUGGUCACGGAGAAAGUGUGGGGGAGGGAGAAACCUAAGCCAAGAAAGGGAACAAAAAGACAACCCACCUCAACUACAGCGGAGUCUCUGCGAACUCCGAGGAAUUUAUCUUGAAGAGCGAGCGCAUCUUACUGAAGACUGAAUCUUUCAUUCAUUGUUGGAAAUUUCUGCUGCUGUAACACCCGGUUUACACUGACAGGAAGAGCUGGUGCUUGCGUACAUUGAAGAGCAGAAGCCUACUGAAGCAGCAGAUCUGUUCUCCGUGUCAACACAAUGGCCCUGAGGACCUGGUUCAGUAAUGUGUAGCAUCAAGGGUGGUUCGGCUGGGGAAGAACACCACCGCAUCAUUCCCAGACUGUCUCUGACCAGCAGCAGGGGGGCCAUGCAGAAGCUCAUCUGACGGGAGCGACAGCGGGUUAACGGACGCAGCACCAGGAAUUUUUUUAUUGACUCCACCUGGCUCUGAAUGCCCUUCUCAUUCCACCACCUUCAGCAUUGAAAAUCGACGCGUUUUUAUUCGCUGGGCGAAAAGGAAUACAAGAAACUAUCAGAGAGGAGGAUUUUGGAAAAACCCCCGGAGAACUACAGUCCCACACGCCCGCCCCUCCCCCCGCCCCCUCAACAGGUCGCCUCGGACUGGAACCCGGCGCCAUGUGCCACGUGAUCGUGACGUGCCGCUCCAUGCUGUGGACGCUGCUGAGCAUCGUGGUGGCCUUCGCCGAGCUCAUCGCCUUCAUGAACGCCGAUUGGCUGAUGGGGGCCCCGCGCACCCCGGACCCCGUGGUCGGGGCCCAGGGGACCCUCGAUCCCUACCGGCCCACGCUGGGCCUGUACAUGCGCUGCAUCAAGGUGACGGGGCACCGGCGGGGCGUCCAGUGCGGGCCCUACGCCGUGGAGUUCAGCGAGAUCGCCAGCGGGUUCUGGCAGGCCACCACCAUCUUCCUGGGCACGGGCAUCCUGCUGCUGUGCUCGGUGGCCUUCAUCUCCGUCUUCACCAUGUGCUUCCAGAGCAUCAUGAAGAAGAGCAUCUUCAAUGUAUGUGGCCUACUUCAGGGCAUCGCAGGUCUGUUUCUGAUCCUGGGCCUGAUGCUGUAUCCAGCUGGCUGGGGCUCGGAGAAGGUCCUGAGCUACUGUGGACAGGAUGCCUCCCCCUACAAGGUGGGCCAGUGCUCCCUGGGCUGGGCCUUCUACACCGCCAUCGGGGGGACCGUCCUCACCUUCAUCUGCGCCGUCUUCUCCGCCCAGGCCGAAAUCGCCACCUCCAGCGACAAGGUGCAGGAGGAGAUCGAAGAGGGGAAGAGCCUCAUUUGCCUGCUUUGAGCCAGGACCAAGACCUCCGAGGCCCGAGACUGCUAAGACCGAGGCCAAGUCGACAGCUCCAGGCUUACUAAAAUAAAAGGCUCGGGUCUGACAACAUUUUGGCUUGACUAGUCUCCGACCGGCCACAGCCUUCUCCACUCACAGAAGGGACUGAGACCUUAUCACCACUAAGACUUUAACCAUAACAAGUUUGCUUGUCGUUUUUAUUUGAGCUGGCAUGGCUUGCUUCUUAUGUAAAGUUUUUUCUUCAGUGAUGCUGCGCAUGUCAUUAAUGUCCCAAAUUCACAGUGCCAGCGUAAGCUAAAAUGACUCCGAAUGAAUUGUAAAUAGCUGUAUAUACUGUACAGAGCGUAACACAAUGUGGAAUAGAAUUUUUCUCCGGUCGUAAACACGAUUCACUUUCCCAGGCAAAGUCUGCCUUCCCCUUCUCAUUCAGAGGUGAAAUGUUUGUGCAGAAAAAAGACCACAAACACACACAGGCUGUAAUGUUAGCCUUUCUGUUCAUUUAGUCUGUCGUUAUAGCGAUUCCUGGUAAUUUAGUGAAUGUAGACUGGAAGCAUGUCCAUUUUAGGCAGAGUAUUCCUCUUUAGCCUUCCCUCUGGUAAGGGGAACUUGAGAGACAGGUCCUUGGUUUGUUCUCUAAAUAUGAUUCUGUGGGACACAGAUGCCUUCUCAGCAACAAAGCCUUAAAGCCAUAAUGGCUGAAGUGUAUUGGUAAUGACCCACUGAAAUAUGAUUUAUUCAUCUUUAUCUACCAUUUGCACACCCUUGCUUUUGCCACAGCAAUAGAACCACCUGUGCCAGCAUCCCAUGAUUGGGUGUGCCAAUGACUUCCCAUAGUGCCAUGGUGUCUCCAUCCUCUUUUGGUGAGAGAAUUAGGUUUUUUGGGUCACUGCCAAACCAGAGAGACCGUGGUGCUUGAUAGUGUGCAACCCCCCACACCCCCGCUCACCCCCUCAGCUCCUGGCCCAUCUUACGGUACAUGAACAAGGAGUUUGGACCUGCAGCAGCUCCAAUGCAGGUCAGAGUGGCCAGUGAAAGCAUGAUAUAAAGGGGGUGGCCCAGCUAAAGACAUACAAAUUCUUUACCGGGGGAAACACAUGCCUUGGACCUUCCUGUGCCUCAGUGAGUUGCCAUGCCAACAUCUGUACCCACACACUUGAGCUUUCCCCAUUGAGACUCAGGGCCCCUCAUUCUGAGGGGAGAGUGCUCUGCAGCACUGCAGCUGGAAAGGACUAGAGCUCCAUGACUAUGGGUUCAUCUAGAAAUGUGGAGAUGUGAGACCCGCCUUUUUCCUGGUCUUGUGUCAACAAAAGCAGUAAUUCACGUCAACCUCUCGAUGAGUGUUGUACAGCUCCGACCGCCAGAAAGUUUCCAGUGAGCGGGACAGAAACUUGGGCCUAGUUCUCUGCUGUCCCACACACACUGGGCCAUUAUUCAGUUUUUAUUGGUACUGCUUAUGAGGAGAGUCAGAUCUCUCCCUCAAACUUGAGCCUGGGUUUGGACCAGAGGGUGACUCACAGCUGGGGUCACAAGUUGUACCCCAGGAAAGAGCUGUAUCUCUGGCUCACUCCCUCAACACUGCAUCCAGAAACCCCUCAAUUACUUCCACAUAACAUUCACACACUUCGCUUUUUUUAGUAAAAUGUGGAAAGGGCACGUUUUCAGUGUUUAGGCUUAACACAAAUGAUUUUGUCCAUAGCUUUCCAGCAAGUGUAUUGCUCCCUAGCAGUUACAGGAAGGAAAAACUCACUUAAUCAUGAUGAGUGUCUCCUCAGAACAGGCUCACUCUAGUCAGGUGUAACUUGGAAGCAGCAGGUGUAUUCGGUGCAAUUGUUACUCUGGUAAUGAACACAGAAUGACAUGGGGCACAAACCUUGAGCUGCUGGUGUGUCUGGAGAUCACCAUGCCAAGGGAUUUAAGAACAGACAGCAGUGAGUAAGAGACAAGCUCUCAAAAGAACACACACACACACAAGUGUCUCUUGGUCUACCAAGCUCGGUCCUCGGUCCCAGUGCAGAUUGGGAAACAGAGUGCUACAUUAAUCAAACCGGGGGGGAUAACUGGGCUUCUGACCAGCAAAUAGGAAGGUGAAGACCAGCCACGGGUCACUGGAUCAUUAGGGCUGUGAUGAAUGCAGCCAAAUCACAGAUCAAACAUGUUCAAGGCAAGCCAAGACCCCAAGCUCUAUUCUCCUUUGUGUGGAAAUCAUUAUUCACUUUCGUCCAUAAGGUCGCUGGUCAUGGAGGGACUCGAUUAAGCUGGUUUUCCUUGGGGGGGCAGAAUUACAACAUCGAAUGGGACUUUAAAGCCCUCAGAGUGAUGGCAGAUACCUGAACUUUUGAUUGAUUGCUCACAUGCAAAAAGGUCAAAAGGUCCUUAUAGGGUGUACCGUAUGAAUGCUUGAGUAGUCCAACCAGCUGUUUUCCCUGAGUUACUUUCUCCCGCACGUCCCAAAGCUUACCAAUAGCUUGAAUACUGAAGUCUUCAAAUUACAGGUUUAUAUGGGUAUGGUCAUGGAAGUCCAUCAGAUCUGCAGUAACCCUGAAACUUGUAAAACCCAUUCCGCGCAAGAACGCAAUAAAGUUAAAGUGGCUGUGAAAGUCAUGUGACUUUUAAACCGAGGGCUCUCGCGUGCCGAGCUCUUGUGGCUCCUCACCCCAGCAGGACUGUGGCAGGGCCGCAUCGAACCCGUGUCCCUGCGGCGGCGUUUUGAGUUUCAGCGCGCAGCUCCGACUCGGGUGGACUCUACGAAUUACCAUAUGACUGUUGUACUCGAGACUCAGUUAUGUAUGCGUGUCUGUAUGAAAAUGUUUAUGUAUUGCAAGGUGCCAUAACCAUUGCUGUAAAUGAAAAGUAUGCUUGUAAUAAUAUGUUUUGAGCGUUUCAAGAGAUGUGCAAUAUUGUAUUGUAGUGCUGUCUGCCAUGGACAUACAGUAGAGACUAACUCAACAGUUGUGUUCGGGGGUUAAAUUGAGGGGGGUGGGGGGGGUUGCGAGUUUAAAGGGCACUGAGUUUGAGGGUGAAGCCCGAUUGGGUCUCAGGCCCAAAAUAGCCUUCCUGGCCACAUCAGCCUCGGUUCAGGAAGUGGUAUCAAUCCAACGUAUCUGGCUUCGGGGGUUCCUUUUCUCUUCGCAUAAAAUAUCCCAUUUUUCUGUUAAACUCGCUAAGCAUAGCUGUGUAGAUUGUUUUCUGCUUGUAAUCUAGAUAUACUUUAAAUUAAUUCAUGAAGCCUGUUUGUGUGACUUUGUUUUGUUAUAUUAACAAAAGUAACAUAGUUUUUGAUGACUGUAGUGGUUCAGUAGUGGGGAAGUAAACUGUUAGAAAAAGCAAACGGGGUGAUAGCAGAGAAACUUUGGUCUUCCUAAGUGCUUCCCAAAGGAACCUCACUGCUGAUCCUGGCAGUGCAGGCAGAAUACCGUGAGAAAAUCCUUGCCAACAAAAAACUGAAAGAAAAGAGGGAUAAACACAUUAGGGCGCCCUCAAAAUGGGGGACUCGGGGAAACUCGAGGUCCCCUUCAGGUUUGUCAAUGAGGCGGAUGGAAUUGAUGUAUUGCAUCAGCACUAAUCUGAAAUUCUAAUCUGGCCAUUGGGGAAUGUCUAAUUAAGAACAAGAACGACAGUGUAAAAUAUGUUCCUCAAUUUCUGACCCGGAACCCAUUACAUUAUGUGAACUGAGGGAGAGUUUAAGCUGAGCUCCUCGUGUCACAUUGUGCACAGGUGAACUAUUUAUCAGUCAAGAAAGGAUGCAUGAAGCCUUAUGCAUGAAUAGACACCGGAGUGAAUGCACUUCAACAACAAGGCAAAACAGCCUCCCUCCACUUCUGCUUUUCCUGUCUGUUGGUUUUGUUCAGUAAUUAAAAACAGAACAAACUUCCUGUGA